Pimephales promelas (fathead minnow) is the source of this 3373-nucleotide messenger RNA. NCBI's taxonomy places the organism in Eukaryota, Metazoa, Chordata, Actinopteri, Cypriniformes, Leuciscidae. The record is from RefSeq and is a predicted model, not a curated record.
CCCGACAGCACGGCAUGCCCGAGGGCCAGCCCUGCUCCGACCUCAGCCUCGCCUCUGCACACUCAGAUGACAUUCUAGGCAAGAGGAGAGCCUACUCCCCCAACAGCAGCAGCGAGUGCCCAUCUGACAGCAAGAAGUCCCGCAGCGUGUCACCUAAAGAAAACUCUCACACUCCUGCGCUGGAGCCAGGCAGUCACAUGACCCCCGAGGAGCACUACAGGCGCAUGAUGUCAGCUCUGAACGAGCAUGGCUCUUAUGAGGAGCAGCAGCAGCGCCUGUAUCAGUUGGCGAACAACAUGGGCGUCCCGAGUCACGAGCUGCUGCGUGUGCGUCAGGAAGCUAUGGCUGCCGUUAGAAACGCAGGAGGAAUGGAAGCCCACGUCCCCUCUGCAGGCAGCUCCUCUAGCCAGCGGCGCAAACAGGGCCUUCCCCAGCACAGAGACGCACAGUUCCCUGAGCGAGACAUAUCGCAUCCUCCAUUGCUGUCCCCACAGAAUGCCCCUCACAUUGCUCUGGGGCCUCACCUGCGUCCCCCGUUUCUGGGCAUGCCUUCUGCCCUUUGUCAAGCCCCAGGUUAUGGUUUCCUGCAACCUGCUCAGGCAGAGAUGUUUGCUCGUCAACAGGAGAUCCUUCGUAAGCAGAACCUUGCUAGGUUGGAAAUGUCUGCUGAGUUGUUGAGACAGAAGGAGUUAGAGAACCUCCACAGGCAGCGACUGCUGGCGGACCCACUGGGCCUGCAUCCCGGGCUUCCUGCGGAACACCCUGCCUUACGCAGCCUGCACGAAAUCCCAGAGGGACACCCACUCCGAGAAGAGCUCAAUCGCCGCAAUGCCAUGCUGGUUUUGCGGCACAACAACACCCCAUUACUCUCCCUCAACCACCAGGGGGCAGCAGUAGGCACUUCCUCUAAAGACCUCAGCAACAGGAAGAGCGUGAGGAAAGGAGGACCACUCCGAGGGGACCAACAAGGGGGUUUGUCUGAGACCAAAGAGAUGCUCAGUGAGGGUUGUGCCAGGGAUGGAGAAACAGAGGGACAAGAUGAAGACAUGAAAGACUCUGAGAUUGAUGCAGAGGUUGGGGAAGAUAGGCCUGAGAGGCUUUCCAAAGUGGACGGACAUAGUCUCGGUUCGGAGGUGUGUCAAGGCAAGGAUGUGAGCAAGUCUAGCGAAACAGUGAAAGAGCUGGGAGAGAGGUCAGGACGGCUCAGUGCCCCUUGUAGCUCCAUUGGCCAAGAGUCACCGACCCACCACCUCUUCACAUCAGGACUGAGCAAGAGUGAGGCCAAAUACCUGCCACCAGGAAUCCCACCCUUAACCACUUUGCCUGGACAAACGCUGCCCUUUACCUUUCCAUACACCAGCCCUUACUUUCACACCGGCGCAAUGGGAGGUCUUUUUGUGGACGGAGAAGAGGCGGGAGCAGUCGAGGACAUCAGCAAGUGGAGUGUGGAGGAGGUGUGCAGCUUCAUCAGCAGCCUAGCAGGCUGUGGGGAGUACACACAGGUCUUCAGAGAGCAGGCCAUUGAUGGCGAGACUCUGCCACUGCUAACUGAGGACCACUUGCUCAACAACAUGGGGUUGAAACUGGGGCCUGCCCUCAAGAUCCGCUCUCAGGUGGCACGACGUAUUGGCAGAAUAUUCUACAUGACCAGCUUCCCGCUGGCCCUCCCGCUGCCGCCAUCUGUUCUGCGCCCCACAGAAAGAGACCCCCUGCCCACUGAGACCCGUCCUCCUUCUACCGGCAGCACUUCCUCCCCAUUCAGCGUGCCCCCUCCCGCUUGCCGCGCCUCCCCCAAACAGGAGAACGGAAACCCCUCCUCAGCGGGAGCCUACGACUCCACUAAACCUCCCUCGUAGAAUUGGCCAUUAAAACUCUUGACUGCUUCUCCAUAUGGCAGAGGCAGUGCUUCAGGGAGGAGGUAAAGACGGAAAGAGGGCAUGAAGGGGGCCCUCUUUGAACUAUUCUUUCCUUCCUCUUACCCCCUCUACCCCCCUCCUGAAAUAAAAAGCAAACUUGAGGACCUUUAUGCAGAGGCACUUAAUCUUUUUAGGAAAAGUGUGGAGAAAUGUGCAGAAAGAAUAGAGACACUGAAGAAACGAUGCGGGCUGAAACAGCUCCACCCUUCGCAGCGGCUGUGAGGAAGCCAAAAUCCAAAGAUGUGCAAAUAGGGACUUGGGGACGAGACAGGAAGGGUUAGAGUGUGUGAGAGAUGAACGUGAGCAGACAGCUGCUCCUAAACAGCAUGCCAGAAAGAAGAGAGACGCAUCCAGCGAGCGCACAAGGUACACAUGCAACAUUCUUUUGUGUCAGACUUUGUAGGAAAGCAUAAUUCGCUGCAAUGAACUCUUGUGGUAACCGACAUUCUCGGGGAGCGUUGAACUUCGAAAAAGACACUUUUUUUUCUUGCGUUUACGCCACCUCCUCCUCCAACUUCCAGCCAUUUUUAAACUCUCUGGAGUUGGUUUUGCAUCGAAAGACUAAAUCCUCCAAAGAGGAGUCAAUCUAAGAACAGGAUGGAACUCAUUUGCAGACUUGACCAGUGCAACUAUGCAUUCCACAGUCCAAAACCAAAGAUGGAUGGAUGUGGAAUUUUCAAACGAGAUCUGGUGUUGAUCUCUCCGGUGAUGAAACAAGGUACACAUACAGGGCCAUACUGAAGGAAGAUAAACUUAAAAAUAAAGAUGUGUGAAGCACUUAUGACUUCCUGUGACCAAAAGCCAUCAGCCAAAGCAAUGGCCCACCCUCUCACCCGACAAACAUCUGGGCCCGUUUUAGUUUCACGACCCCACGAAAAAAGGACAUUAGCGAAGGAUGUACGUAUAGAUGGAUUAAUGCCAUUGUGAGGUCACAAUUACUGCUGUGGGAAAGACAUGUUAUCCUGAAUUGUAUAGAAACAUGCUCAAGAUGAGAAUAUACUGAAGAUGAAAUAAGUGGUACGUUUUGUUAAAUGUAGUUGCACGAGUUAAAAAUCUUCUUUAUUACUGAACAAAAUGUGACUGGGUGACUCGGUGUUACUUUUGUUCUUCUUUUUCUGUUUGCUGUGUAUUCCAGUUGUAAUAAUCAUGAGCCCCAAUCUUAAAUGCCACUUCAGCAUAUAAAUGAGGAAAAAAAUAUUUAUAGAAAAUUGUUUGCUGUAGUUAGAGCAACGAGAUAUUAAAUUGUCCUUAAAUUGAUCCCAAAGAACAAUACUUUUCUCUUUGUUGCAGGGAAAUGGACGGCACAAAGCUCUUUAUGCAAAUCUUUGAAAUAGUUUUUCCUUUUUGAAUAUGUAAGCAAUUAAUUAAAAUCGUCACUAGAUUUCCCAUCAAUGUUUUGUCUUCAUCCUAUUUUUCUAUUCUCCGCUGGGUGAAAUAAAUCCUAUUGCAAACUUAAA